AUAGCGGUGAGCUAACGUAACAAUAACAGAAACCGUGCAACGACAGAAGGCGGGUAAAAUUGCAUGGAGUCCUAUAUAGCGAGCGAAUAAUCCAUAGCGAGAAGUGGAAGGACCCCGGAGUAAAAGCAAAACAAAGCAAAGAAAAACCAGCACAAAAACUAAAAAAAAAAAAUAGAAUAGGCAAAACAAUCACGAUAAAAAAGGUGGCAAACAAUAGCAGCGCUUUACCAGAGGCGCGCGUAUCGAUUAAACUACCCGCAACACAUUCCCGCAACGCAACCAAGCGGCUCGACGAAGAUUGGUGACUGGCGGACUGGACGGGAGAGCGGAAAGUAUUGCAGUUGAUUUUCUAGGACACUGCGGCUAGCAACUGCGGCUACCAACCACAUAGCCUGGAUACAAGUGGGAGGGGAACGUGCCUGCGUUGGUUGAACCAAAUAAGGCAUAAAAAGGCUGCGGCGACGGCGGUGUUGGCGACGGUUGGUGGUGGCAACUGGAUCACGUUUGAUUACUUGGUGUAAAUAACACGCAAUAGUAGUAGCGACAGCCACAGACAGUCGAUUAGUUAAAUAGCUACGUAGUGCAUGAAGUGUCGUUACGAGUAGGGCUACGUAAGAGGUCCUGCUGAAAGUAGAAGAAGAGCACAACUAGUGGACGAUUGAAUAAGGUGUACGCUGCACAUGUAUAUAGGCGCUGCACGCUGCACCCAAGCGACAGUCAGCUUCUGCCUAGUUGAGUUUCAGAAAGCGCCUUGAGCGACAAAACUGAAGCAGCCGAGCAACCAAAGUACAAGUUGUUCAAACAAGUACAUCGACCAAGGAGGACAGCCACACAAUCCACGUCACAAAAGCACAGCCAGCAUUCCCACGUGGCAGCAUCAACAAAAAAUCUUAGCAUGAAAGUCGACGACAACAAUGCGAAGCCGGCGGCAACAAAGGCGUUGGCUGGUAAACAAAGCGUCAGCACCGCGCCAACGACGACUACGACUAUGACGACGAUGACGCCGGCGGCAACACUGACAUCGCAGAGAGGUGCUGCUGCAGCAGGUGCAGGUACUAGGUACACCAGCACUUACGCACACACAUUGCUUAAGAAGAAAUCCUGCACAACGCUACUCUGUGAGCUGACGCGCCUGAAGACCCAACAAAAGUAUCUCGAAUGUAGUCAGGUGAAAUUGAAUCCGGCUAACUACGAGGAUCCACCGGCUAGUGCCAACAAUAACAAUGGCGCCACAGCGUUUGCGCAGCCACCGGCUGGCAUUGAAGCAAUGCAAUCGGCUAAUGAAAUCGAAUGUAUGAAAGUGCAAUUAGAAGAGGAUUUGAAGGUAUAUCGUGUAAACUCAUUUCGCGAGGUGCAGGAAUUGCGCGAUAAGGUGAAAUCUAUACGAGAAGAUGUCCAACAACCGGACCGAUUGAGACAGUGCACCUUGCCGAUGCUACGCGAACGUGUUAUUACGAUCAAUACGCAGCUAAUGCAACUAUGUGACAAAAAUCAAAAUGAAUUUGAAAAGCUACGCGAAGAGUGUGAGACAUUGGAGCGGAAUAAUGAUGUGCUUGUGAAAGUAUGAGGGGCUUAUAUUUAGCCUCGUCAGAAUGAGUACUUUGCGCAUACGUGACGCUCAAGGAUGAAACUGACGUAACGUAAAGGAAUGUAGAACGGCGCCACAAUGAAGGUGCUGCAUUUGCAACCAAAAAUCA
Messenger RNA from Rhagoletis pomonella (apple maggot), 1697 nucleotides. RefSeq lists its product as uncharacterized. The transcript has a single exon. The record is from RefSeq and is a predicted model, not a curated record. NCBI's taxonomy places the organism in Eukaryota, Metazoa, Arthropoda, Insecta, Diptera, Tephritidae. Bases 896 to 1567 code for a protein of 223 amino acids.